This is a messenger RNA of Magnolia sinica, 834 nucleotides long. RefSeq names its product DNA topoisomerase 2-like. The record is from RefSeq and is a predicted model, not a curated record. Lineage: Eukaryota; Viridiplantae; Streptophyta; Magnoliopsida; Magnoliales; Magnoliaceae. The coding region runs from base 283 to 603 and encodes 106 amino acids. The transcript has 6 exons.
GCUUUUAACAAAUUGGGAACAACCAUCUCCCGCUCAUCAGUGCUUUGCCGCAGCAUGCUUAAAUUUAUUAAUAGCCUUUUACAUUAUUUGACAUUUGAGGUUCUUGAACCCAAUUGGCAUGUGAUGCACAAUAGACUUCUAACUGCAAAGAGCAUAGAUGAGGUUAUCCAACACCACAAUUGUUUCCUUAAAAAAUGUCUGAAAGAGUGCCUGCUUCUCUUUCCUCAACUUCUCAAGAAGCAUGAGAAGGAAGAAGCUCAGGUGGAGGAGGUGACAGGAUAGAUGGAGGGCAAGGAAGGCAAGCCUCUCGCUACGGCUUCUAGACAAGUUGGAAAGAACCCAAGAAAGAACAACAUCAAGAAAGACAAUGAAGCAGAUACUGUUGUUGAAUCUGUAGCAUCGGUUAGUACUACAGCUGAAACUGGACAUGUUUCUGAGGGGGCAAAACCCAAAGGCAGGGGAGCUCUGAAGAAGGCUCCUACUAGAAAGCAGAAAAUGCCGACUGCCGUUGAUAGUGAAGAGGAAGAUGAUGAGGUGCUCAAGCUGAAAGAACGACUGGCAGCGUAUAACAUUGAUUCUCCUUCAGAUCAAACAGGUAUAUGAUCAUCCAUGUGCAGUAAGCUUUCGGAUCAAAGCGAAGCUGAGAAUAGGGUGUUAGUUGAUUGCAAAUUGAUAACCAGUAGAUGUGCAUCCAUGGAGUUUUUGCUUGCAAUUGUUGAGAAGCUAUUUGGUUGCGAGAAGGCAUUGGAUCUUGCUGUUAAUGAGAGCUUUAAAUAGACAUAUAACUAUUAUGUUGGCAUUGUACUUUUGUGAAUGGAAAUGAAUGAUUGUGUU